Drosophila innubila is the source of this 589-nucleotide messenger RNA. RefSeq lists its product as uncharacterized. The record is from RefSeq and is a predicted model, not a curated record. The coding region runs from base 11 to 511 and encodes 166 amino acids. Lineage: Eukaryota; Metazoa; Arthropoda; Insecta; Diptera; Drosophilidae. The transcript has 4 exons.
UUUCAUUUUUAUGAUUUUCAUACAGAGAACGCUUUCAAUUUGUAUACCUCCCAACCACUGCAUUGAGGAUAUGGAAUAUAGCGAUGCUAAGGAAAGUUUCACUUAUGUAUUGUCCAAAUAUGCGGAAUUGGAAAUGAAAAUUACUGGUGAGCCCCUGGGUUUGCAUGGCAAACUCGUCACGCAUGGCAACAUCGAGGAGCAACACAUAGUGUUCCAGCUGAUGGAUAAUACACCGCACGACGUCAUUCAGAGCUGCGUGUUUGUGGUGACCAAGAUACCUGGUGAGUGUGAGUCGAUUGUCACUGUCUGUAACACAUUCCUGGCUCGCACUCCGCGACCGCUGCUGGAGCGCAAGCCACUGAUGGUCUGUGAGGAUGGCGUGCGCGAAGCGGAAGUGGAAGUGCCAGUGGAACCGGAAGCCGAGGACACAGAGAACGUCAAUGAGGGCAAGGAGGAAACAGCUGCCACAGCGCCGGAUGUCGAUGUGACCAGCGUCAGUGAGCUCAUCUAAGUUAUUCUGGGCAAUAAAGACAAAUUGUAAUGCCCUGUUAUUGAUUGAACAAAUGGAACAAGUUGUAUUAGCUGAACA